UUCGACCCGACGCGGCAAACCUCCUUCAUCCUCUAUGCAGACGGCCAGACGCAGGUCCCGUUCAACACGGCCAUGAUCACCCUCGUCUACACCAAUGCCACCUCGCUAUCCAUCCUCUACGGCACACAGAUCGGCGCCUGCAUCGUCAUGCUCGCCGUGGUGCUCGCCAUGACGCCCAGAGCGCGGUUCAAGCGCACGCCCACCCUCAUCAGCGUCGCGGCUCUGACGCUGAACCUGAUACGCAUGCUCCUCCUUGCCCUAUUCUUCACCUCCACCUGGGUGAACUUCUACACCGUCGUCUCGGGCGAUGCCAGCCCCAUCCCCCGCGCCGAUUACAACACGAGCGCGGCCACCACCGCCCUCAGUGUCCCCGUCACCAUCCUUAUCCUGGCGGCGCUGGUGGUGCAGGCGUGGUCCAUGAUGCGGCUGUGGCCGGCCAAGUACCGGGUGCCGACCACGGCCAUGUCGCUGGCGCUGGUGCUGACGACGGUGGGGUUCAACUUUGCGACAACCAUCUUCCAGACCCAGGCCACCCUCUACGCCGACAUGUCGUACCUGAAGAACUGGGUGCGCCAGGCCUACCUCGGGCUGAUCACCGCGUCCAUCUGCUGGUUCUGCUUCCUGUUCAACAUCCGGCUGGUCAUGCACAUGUGGGUCAACCGCAGCGUGCUGCCGUCUCUGCAGGGGCUGAAAGCCAUGGACGUGCUGGUCAUCACCAAUGGCAUCUUGAUGUUCGUUCCCGUGGUCUUCUCCGCGCUGGAAUUCGUGCAAUUCUCCCGCUUCGAAGCCGCCUCGCUCACCCAGACCUCGGUGAUCAUCGUGCUCCCUCUGGGAACGCUCGUCGCCCAGCGCCUCGCCAACCCGGCCGCGUUCGGCACCGGC
Molecule: messenger RNA, 882 nt
Organism: Chaetomium strumarium
Lineage: Eukaryota; Fungi; Ascomycota; Sordariomycetes; Sordariales; Chaetomiaceae
Product: GPCR fungal pheromone mating factor
Exons: 2
Biological process (GO): G protein-coupled receptor signaling pathway
Cellular component (GO): membrane; G protein-coupled receptor homodimeric complex
Molecular function (GO): mating-type factor pheromone receptor activity; pheromone binding
Source: RefSeq, a predicted model, not a curated record